CGAGGCGGCCGCGCCGCGGACAAAGCCAAGACAAUUCCAUGGAAGAGAUGGACUGCUCUGACUCCUAAGGCUUUCUCAGCUCUUUAGAACACGUCUUUAGCUGAUUUGAGUGAAGCCCCCGUGCUCUCCAUCAGAAUCUCCUCCUCUGAAGCGGUCACCUGCGUGUGGAGCCUGCCCCACACCCAUCACCUGCCAAACCACGGCCUUUACCUGUGUCUUCCGGUGUUUCCCGUGCGACCCAUCCUGUGGCAGUGCCUCCUGGGCCACCCCGGAGUUCACGCAGCGCUCGGUGGCUCCAAUGGUGAAGAUGACAAGGUCCAAGACUUUCCAGGCAUAUCUGCCUUCGUGCCACAGGACCUACAGCUGCAUUCAUUGCAGGGCUCACCUCGCCAACCACGAUGAACUCAUUUCCAAGUCCUUCCAAGGCAGCCAAGGACGAGCGUACCUCUUCAAUUCCGUAGUUAACGUGGGCUGUGGCCCUGCAGAAGAGCGGGUGUUAUUAACAGGAUUACAUGCAGUUGCAGACAUUUACUGUGAAAACUGCAAAACCACGCUGGGUUGGAAAUAUGAACAUGCUUUUGAAAGCAGCCAGAAGUAUAAAGAAGGCAAAUACAUCAUUGAACUAGCUCACAUGAUCAAGGAUAACGGCUGGGAUUGAAUGGGAAGAGCCCAGCCCUUCCAGCGUGUAAGAGAAUGCCAUCCAACCGAACAUUAUAUCCAAGAGUGAGAGAGUGACUGAACGCUUGGUUCCAUGCAUUUAGAGGCUCUGCAGUUUGGGAGCAUCUUCACACCCUUCUCCAUCUUUAUUGGUGACUGGCCUCUAAAUUUCUGUCUCUCUGUCUCUUUGCUUUGUACCUGUUUGUGAGUUGACCCUGGCUGCUUCUCUCUCUGUUCUGGCGUUGGCUAAGAGAAUGCACCGAAUGCCCGACAGCCAUUCCAUGUUGACGAGCGCUUAAGUACAAACCCAAGCUGGCUCUGUGGUGGCGUUUUGUCAGAAGGUCUCGGUGCGAGAGGAAGACCCRAGUUUUGGGCAGGAGAAGGUGAAAGGGGGUGGGGAGCGGGCCACAAGGGAAGUCGUCCGAAGUGAAACUGUGCUUCUCCUUUAAGUCCUGGUUAACCAAGGCUUGAAAUUCUUUGCUUGUCUGAAUGGACAGAAAUAUACCUCGCGGCGGCGGCGGCGUUCGCUCCGAAUCUUAAAUCCAUGGCUCCAAAAGGGGGGCCUUCAUCUAAGGCGGCUGAGCGCAAGUCACGGCCGGGGCCCCGGUGUUUUGUUCGCCCUGUGUGAACCUCAUCUGGGGGAGGAAGGGGAGACCUGAUGGCUGCAGAGAUCCCUCCCCUCUCAUUUUUCUCUCUGUUUCAGAGUAGGUUGGCCAGCCCCCCCAACAGAGCACGGCUGUGGGAGCAUCCGCAGCUGGAGAAACCAAAUCCUGACUCUUGAGCCCGUGAGAGAGGAGGAGAAAAACCUUUAAGGCAGAAGGGGCUGGAACUGCAACUUAGAAGACAGGACAGAAAACGAAGUCAUGUGUGAGGCAAGGAAGGGGAAAUCGUUUAGGGGAGGUUGGAGACAAACUUAGUGGCAUAAGAUACAUCCCCUUGAUCUCCCAGCCUUUAUUGAGCAUCUUUGGGAGUGUUUUACCAAUUCUUUGCAAAUGCAAGUAGAUAAUUGCUGUUACAGUGUCUUUUUUUUUUCUUUUUUUUUUUCCUUUAAAUCUCAGGCGCCAGCUAUCAGCUCCACUCUUGGAGCCUGGGAAAGAAAUGAUGUGACAGUGGGGAGAGGAGGGAGCA
Molecule: messenger RNA, 1785 nt
Organism: Nothoprocta perdicaria
Lineage: Eukaryota; Metazoa; Chordata; Aves; Tinamiformes; Tinamidae
Gene: YPEL2
Product: yippee like 2
Exons: 6
Coding region: 299-658 (119 amino acids)
Source: RefSeq, a predicted model, not a curated record